CCCUCUGUGGCAUGGCCUGGAGUGUCCCACGGGAUGGAGGAGAGGACGGGGCAGUCAGGCAAAGGUUAGGGGAGGAAAGCAAUGGCAGAGGCUCAGACUGACUCCAGGAAAUGUUUGUAUUUCUCCACCAGGAGGGAGGACAAACAAGCGUGUCCCUGCCUUCUGGGCCAGUACUGUGAGCUCUCCAGGACAGAGUGAGUCGCAGGAGAAAGAAGAAGCCGAGUAUGAAAAUUCUUCUGGGGCUGCACUCAGUAACUCCUCUGCAGCACGAAUCUCAUGGGACCCUCUGGCCACUUCCCACCUACAAGAUAUCGAAUGCAUCUCGGAGUCUGGCCGAGCUACAGGCUUCACCUCUCUGGAAGACAAGCGGCUUGUAACCCCAGCUUCUUAGAAAGGACCUCCCUGUGGCUUUCGUUUCCUGGCUGAUUUCUCCUCCGGGUGUGGUAGCCCCAUCUACCCCUGGGUGCGGUGACUGAUUGUCAAGGUGAUGAGGUUGAAGGCACAGCCACUGGGUCAGUGGUAGCACACAGAUAAGCACCUGUGCCUUGGUGGGGACUCCAGGGGCCACUGGGCACCCCGGACACCUGUCCUCCCUGCACUAUGGACAACAAGUCAUGCUGCAUCCUUGAGGGGGACCUCAUCUCUCAGGUGAUGCCACCCCUGCUCAUCCUGGCCUUCGUGCUCGGCGCCCUGGGCAAUGGGAUUGCUCUGUGUGGUUUCUGCUUCCACAUGAAGACCUGGAAGCCGAGCACCAUUUACCUUUUCAACUUGGCCGUGGCUGAUUUCCUCCUCAUGAUCUGCCUACCCUUCCGGACAGACUACUACCUCAGAGACAGAAACUGGGCCUUUCAGGAUCUUUCCUGUCGCCUGGUGCUGUUCAUGCUGGCCAUGAACAGAGCCGGGAGCAUCGUCUUCCUGACAGUGGUGGCCGUGGACAGGUAUUUCAAAGUGGUCCACCCCCACCAUAUGGUGAACACCAUCUCGAACCGGACCGCAGCUGGCACCGUCUGCGUCCUUUGGACUUUGGUCAUCUUGGGAACUCUGCAUCUUUUGACGGAGAGCCACCUGUGUCUGCAGAAGAAUGCCACGUCUUGUGAGAGCUUCAUCAUGGAGUCAGCGAACGGCUGGCACGACAUCAUGUUCCAACUGGAGUUCUUCCUGCCUCUGGGCCUCAUCGGGUUCUGUUCCUUCAAGGUGAUCUGGAGCCUGAAGCAGCGGCAGCAGCUGGCCAGACAGGCUCGGAUGAGGAAGGCUAUCCACUUCAUCAUGGUGGUGGCCAGUGUCUUCGUCACUUGCUAUUUGCCCAGCGUCCUGGCCAGACUGUAUUUCGUCUGGACGUUGCCCUCCAGUGCCUGCAACGCGUCUGUCCAUGUGGCCCUCCACGUCACCCUCACCUUCACCUACAUGAACAGCGUGCUGGACCCCCUGGUGUAUUAUUUUUCAAGCCCCUCAUUUCCCAAAUUCUAUACCAAGCUUAAAAUCCAUCAUUUGAGACCCAAGCAGCCAGGACCCUCAAAGUCACAGAGGAUGGAGGAGAUGCCAACAUCUGACCUCUGUCGUAAGAGUUGCAGCAGCGUGGCAAAUAGUGUCCAAAGCCAGCCAGAUGUUCAGGGGGACCUCCAAGUGUGUUGAAUGGCACUAAUACAAACAGGCCAGCAACGUGAUUACAGUGAUAGGGGACAGGAUGGGCAUGUGUGUUGGUUAGGAAUUGCUCAGCUCCUGUGUAAUUUUAAACAGAUGAGGAUACAGGUAUGAAUCUUUACUGGGUCAUGUUCUUGCUCUGGGGGGGAGUUAUUGAACUUAAUGAUGUAUCGAUAUUUCCUAUUCUUUGACCUUAAACCCUUACUUAUUUUGAAAAAAAGGAACUGAACUAAGUCAAUAAAUAAAAUAAAAGGAACUGAACUUUUAUUUUAGGCUGAGAGAGGCUCUUUAAAUCAGGAUGUCGGGCUGGGGAUGUGGCUCAAGUGGUAGCGCGCUCGCCUGGCAUGCGUGCCGGCCCGGGUUUGAUCCUCAGCACCACAUACAAAGAUGUUGUGUCUGCCAAGAACUAAAAAAAAUAAAUAUUAAAAAUUCUC
This is a messenger RNA of Marmota monax (woodchuck), 2075 nucleotides long. RefSeq names its product hydroxycarboxylic acid receptor 1 (gene Hcar1). The transcript has a single exon. Bases 601 to 1632 code for a protein of 343 amino acids. Lineage: Eukaryota; Metazoa; Chordata; Mammalia; Rodentia; Sciuridae. Gene Ontology annotation, biological process: G protein-coupled receptor signaling pathway. Gene Ontology annotation, molecular function: G protein-coupled receptor activity. Gene Ontology annotation, cellular component: membrane. The record is from RefSeq and is a predicted model, not a curated record.